Polyodon spathula (Mississippi paddlefish) is the source of this 951-nucleotide messenger RNA. It is a transcript of the gene poglut2, whose product is annotated as protein O-glucosyltransferase 2. Gene Ontology annotation, cellular component: endomembrane system. NCBI's taxonomy places the organism in Eukaryota, Metazoa, Chordata, Actinopteri, Acipenseriformes, Polyodontidae. The record is from RefSeq and is a predicted model, not a curated record. Gene Ontology annotation, molecular function: glucosyltransferase activity.
AUGGUAAUAGAUUCAACAGGGACAGUGUCUGUAAAUGCAAGGAGAUGUAUUUAUCUUGUAUUAUUUUUCUUUGCCUUUAGGAUAUUUAUGGAUGCCCUUUUACUUUCUCUUACCAGAAAAGUAAAACUGCCAGAUGUGGAAUUCUUUGAGAAUCUGGGAGACUGGCCUUUAGAGAAAAGAAAACCCACUGAAAAGCUUAAUCCUAUCUUAUCCUGGUGUGGGUAUAAUGAAACAAGAGACAUUGUCAUGCCAACAUACGAUUUAACAGAAUCUGUCCUGGAGACCAUGGGCCGUGUGAGUCUGGACAUGAAUUCGGUUCAGGCCAACACAGCUGUCUGGGAAGACAAGAAUAGCACUGCAUUCUGGAGAGGCCGGGACAGCCGAAGAGAGAGGCUAGAGUUGGUGAAACCCUCACGUAAACAUUCACAUUUAAUUGACGCGGUCUUCACAAACUUCUUCUUUUUCAAACAUGAUGAGAGUCUCUAUGGUCCACUAGUAAAGCACGUGUUGUUUUUUGACUUCUUUAAGUGCAAAUAUCAAAUCUAUAUUGAUGGUACUGUAGCUGCCUACAGACUGCCUUACCUGCUGGCUGGCGACAGUGUUGUCUUGAAGCAGGACUCUGUCUACUAUGAGCACUUUUACAAUGACCUGAAACCCUGGGAGCACUAUGUUCCAUUUAAAAGGGAUUUGAGUGAUCUUCUGGAAAAGUUACAGUGGGUGAAAAAUCAUGAUGAAGAGGCCAAGAAAAUUGCAAAAGCUGGUCAGGAAUUUGCCAGGAAUAGUCUCCUGGGGGACACUAUAUUUUUUUACCCUGUUAAACUCUUCCAGGAGUAUGCCAACUUGCAAGUAGGUGAACCAAAAAUAAGAGAAGGAAUGGAGUUAGUGGAGCAACCAAAAGAUGACCUCUUCCCAUGCACCUAUCACAGAAAGGAGGUUAAAGAUGAACUUUAA